UGAAUGGCAGUGAAUGCAGUCAAUACAGUCAAUGGCAGCACUGGUUGUGUUGUUGUCUUCAUUAGCCAUACAAUUGAGUCCAUGUUUUGUCCAUUCAUUCACUUCUCGUUGCAAUUGAAGACAUCCGAAGAAGUGGUGAACGUGACAAUCGAUGGUCGGUUCCCAACAAGUGAUGAACACUGACGACAACAUCGAGAACAACAUUUCGGCACUCAAUCAGGCUGAAGUGACGACAAAGAAGUUAUACAAAGAGUGCAAACGACUCAACGAUUGCAUACAAUCAGUGAAUCUGAAUGAUAGCAAANAUUGCAUACAAUCAGUGAAUCUGAAUGAUAGCAAAAUGACUACCGAUUUGUCCCCCAAUUCAUCCCUAAAUGAAGACAACUCUGUCGUCAAAAUGAUGAGAGUUUCCCAACAAAUGCCCGCCUAUUAUGAGGCUGAGGCACGACUGGCCGCCCGACGCGAGGCCCGCACUAAAGCUCGAGAGAUACGACUCAAAGAGUUGGAGAAACAACAAAACGAGAUCAACGAAACCAGUGAUCGACACUACGAACUCUUCGGCAAUCCUAUCACCAGUUCUGCCACCAAAACACCCGUCACUGCCAGAGAUAGUCGGUGUUCUUCGCACACCGGAUCCCGAAGGAGUAGUGAAGACUCGCUGGAUGUCCCACUUUCUGACCACCGAGACUAUCGACAUCAAUUGCACGAAUUGGACGACAAGUUUCGGAAAGCGAUGGUAAACAGCGCUCAGUUGGACAAUGAGAAGCAAUCGCUCGCAUAUCAGGUCGAGCUCUAUAAGGAUGACAUCGAGGAGUUUGAAGAGAACUUCACUCGCCUUCAGAAAGACUACAAAGACAAAUCUCGGGCUUUCGAUCAAAUGAGUCGAGAUUUCAAAAAACUGCAAAAAGAUUACGAUUUUAAUAAACAAUGUCUGCGACAAAGGGAUUGUCUGAUAGAGGACGCGGGUUUAGUAUUGAUAGACUCGUAUGACUCAAAUAUAAUAGACUCUGAUUGCAAUCACAUGUCAAAUGGUGUGAACGGAUUAAACGGUGAUAUAAGUGAUAAAAUAAGCGGAGAAAGUGGUUCCGAAUCGGGUAUCAGUGGAAGUGUUACCAAAACGCCUACCAAUGCGUCGUUGAUAUCUCAAGAAGCGGCACAACUUUUGGCAAACGUCGAGGGCUUCUCAUUAGAGGCUAAAAUCAAAUCAUUAUUAAAAGAGAAAAAGAUUUUAAUGAAUGAAAUCAAUGCAAUGAAGACAGAUCUCGAAGACGAGAGACAGAGAGCGACUAAAUUUGAAGAAUUGACUUUAAUUCAAGGCUCAAUUCAUUCACUAGACGCGGGUUUAGUAUUGAUAGACUCGUAUGACUCAAAUAUAAUAGACUCUGAUUGCAAUCACAUGUCAAAUGGUGUGAACGGAUUAAACGGUGAUAUAAGUGAUAAAAUAAGCGGCGAAAGUGGUUCCGAAUCGGGUAUCAGUGGAAGGGUUACCAAAACGCCUACCAAUGCGUCGUUGAUAUCUCAAGAAGCGGCACAACUUUUGGCAAACGUCGAGGGCUUCUCAUUAGAGGCCAAAAUCAAAUCAUUAUUAAAAGAGAAAAAGAUUUUAAUGAAUGAAAUCAAUGCAAUGAAGACAGAUCUCGAAGACGAGAGACAGAGAGCGACUAAAUUUGAAGAAUUGACUUUAAUUCAAGGCUCAAAUCAAACGGUGAACUCAGACGCAAAUAUUGACAUUCAAAGAGAAGCCAAUAAACUGGUCGGAGAUUAUAAAUUUAAACUUAAGAAAUGCGAACAAGAGAUGAAUGUUUUGAAUGGAAACGUGAGUCGACUCGAGACCCAACUAUUGAGGUAUAGGACGGCCGCAGAAGAGGCCGAAAAGCUGGAGGACGAGCUCAAAGCGGAUAAACGAAAAACACAACGAGAGUUGAGGGAAGCGUUGGCCAGAAUUGAAGAGUUAGAGACAUCCAACGCUCACUUACAGAAGCGAAUCGACAAAUUAAAGUCAAACCGCAAUAUUGUUAUAAACAACACAAACAGCAAAUGAUUAUAAAACAUACGAUGUUUUUGUGAAUUAAUUGCAUUAACAAAACGUGCAUAGAAUUAAAUAGGACUUGAAUUACAAUCAAUCACUGUUUUUAUAUGAAACGCCACCAAAACAUACCAUACCUGCGAUUAACCGACAAAAUAAGUGCCAAUUAAUGCAUUCAAAACUAAUAGAGAGCUUGGAAUACAUUAUUAAACAGAAACAUCACAUGAACUCAUCCGAAACAUAGAUUUUUCAAGUCUGCAUUUUUUAGUUUAUUUAUAAUAAUAUUUUAUAAUAACUUUGAUUGUAAAGACCGAUCACUCAAUCGACUUAACUAUUACUGAAUUGAAGGGAUUUUAUUCAUUAUAUUGAUAUUAAUAUAGCGUUUAUUUAUUGUUUUUAAUUGUAAUUUACUGUUUAUCAGUUAUUUGUAGCUCAUAUUGAUUUCACAUAAAUUGUAAUAAAAUGUGUUUUUUUGCAAAUGAAA
Messenger RNA from Medioppia subpectinata, 2510 nucleotides. The record is from the annotation of a GenBank genome assembly. Lineage: Eukaryota; Metazoa; Arthropoda; Arachnida; Sarcoptiformes; Oppiidae.